GCGCUUGCUCGUUCGCUCGUUCCUCUUCUGCUUUCCUCCUCUUUAACGAGACGUGCCGCGACUUCGAGCAGCGGGCUUCUCUUCUUCACAAUGAACGUACGGCGAAUGUUCCACGGACGCUGAAAGAAUUCUUCGGAACGUGUAAAAUUGGAAAAUCGGACCACUCUGUGGAAACAACUGUGGGAAUUUCCAAUGCGGGCGAAAGCGCGCCGUUGCUGAAAAUCUUGACCCUAGGCUGUCAAGAGGGGACCGUUGAGGCGACAGGUGCGCGUCGACGGAAUUAUCGCGAAGGACUUUUCGGUGUCAAGCGCUGCGCACGUCGCUGACGCGUGUAGGCCACGAUGUUCGGAACAUGCGCGAAAUGGAGCAACGCGAGGAAACGAUUGCGGGAAAAUAUGGAUUCGGAGAUCUUCUUCGAAAAGUACACGUUGUCGGAGGAAAGCAUAGUGAGGCUCGAAUCUAUCAGAAAAACGAUGCAGGAUAAUAUCGCCCGAGCCAAUCCGGUGUGGAGGGCGAUCGCAGGAGAGAGCGAAGAAAAGAUAUCUUCAGAAAGUGAGGACAGUGAUAAUGAUGAUGAUGCUCAGAUGAUAUCCAGUCAUUCGAUACUAGAACCAUCUACUCAGUUUUAUUUCAGUCAAGUUGAGCGAAUUAUACCUACAGCAGAUGCGGAGAAUAUUGCUCCGUUACAGAAGUAUGAUAUAUUAGAGUCUCUCUGUGAGAGCUUAGAAAGAAACAAUGGGAAAUUCGAUUUUGCUCAAUUGGAAAGCCUUUCUGAUGAGGAUCUUGUAUCACUAAUAAAUGAGCUGGCUAAAAAGUUAAGUCCAAAGGGCAUUUAUAACAUAUGCCAGUCGAUGAAGGACAUGACUGUCGAGGAGAAAAUGAAAUAUCUCAGUAUAUUGUGCACAUAUUUGUUACUACCAAAAAUUAUCGAACUUGAAGAGCCAUCUCGUUUAUUGUCCUCCGCAAUCAGUGAAUGUGUUAGGAAAUUCCCCGAUGAGGUCCAGCGGUUCAUAUUUCUUCCUCUUCUUGAUACUGAAUUGAAAGACACAACGUUGAUCAUUACCAUUAUAAACACAUUUGAAUUAGAAAAGAAAGCGGUACUCUUAAAAGAAUUCCUUGCAUUUGUCAAGGAACUGAAGUCAUGGCAUAUACCUGUUUUGCAAAACCUCUUAUCUAUAAGACUUGAUCAUGACAUGAUUGAUAAUGUUAUAAAACUAUUCUUGGGCAAAGCGCUUUAUUACUCCAAAGAUAAGAAUUUCGGGAAACUCGUAUUGUCGUUUUUAAAAAUCAACACAACGCUGUCGCAAGAGCAGAAAAACUCAAUGCUUGAGAUAACCAUUAUUCAUGAAACAUUAUUCAAAAAACCCAUAGAAAAUUUGUUGCGGAAUAUGUAAUCCGCUAAGUUAUCCGCGCUAAACAAAAUAAAAAAUUAUCUUUACGAUGAAAUAAUGAUGUAAAUAAUUUGUUGUAUAAGAAUUCCUGACUAGUU
Messenger RNA from Dinoponera quadriceps, 1489 nucleotides. RefSeq lists its product as uncharacterized. Gene Ontology annotation, cellular component: Fanconi anaemia nuclear complex. The coding region runs from base 342 to 1394 and encodes 350 amino acids. NCBI's taxonomy places the organism in Eukaryota, Metazoa, Arthropoda, Insecta, Hymenoptera, Formicidae. The transcript is spliced from 5 exons. The record is from RefSeq and is a predicted model, not a curated record. Gene Ontology annotation, biological process: interstrand cross-link repair.